Messenger RNA from Salarias fasciatus (jewelled blenny), 7510 nucleotides. RefSeq names its product synaptopodin 2a (gene synpo2a). Gene Ontology annotation, biological process: positive regulation of actin filament bundle assembly. Gene Ontology annotation, molecular function: actin binding. Bases 67 to 4812 code for a protein of 1581 amino acids. NCBI's taxonomy places the organism in Eukaryota, Metazoa, Chordata, Actinopteri, Blenniiformes, Blenniidae. The transcript is spliced from 4 exons. Gene Ontology annotation, cellular component: Z disc; actin cytoskeleton; nucleus. The record is from RefSeq and is a predicted model, not a curated record.
UGGUCGCGGCCGACGGCUCCAUGAGCGCUCCGUGGAAGUUUGGCUGAGGAGGCGCGUGCAGCGAGCAUGGGCACCGGGGAUUACAUCUGCGUGACGCUGCGUGGGUGCGCGCCCUGGGGAUUCACCCUGCGGGAGGGCGAGGGGGACACCUACAUACCAUUCCUGGUUUCACAGGUGGAGGAGGACGGUCGCGCCUUCCUGGCUGGAGUACAGGACGGCGAUGAGGUGGUGUCGAUCAACGGGGAGCCGUGUGCCGAUCUCACCCUCGCGGGAGCGUUUGCGCUCAUCGACGCUUCCAUUGACUGCCUGCAGUUGCUUGUUAAAAGAUACCACUCCAUCCCCGCUGAGGACUGUGAAUCAGAAGGUGAGAGGGCCUCUUCUGGUGAGCCUGUGGAGACCACCACCCUCCAUAUCUUCUCCGAAAAACAAAGGUCCCAGAUCCCAAGGGAACUCUACAUAUCUGAGUCCCAAAAUGACGCCUCCGAUGGAGAGUUUGACAGCAACACAGAACUCCAAAAGGGGCCGCAGCUACUUUGGACUCAACUUCAUCAUCCCUCGUCUGAAGAUGAAGAAGACCUGAAGCCUGAUUUUCAGAAAAACAGUGAGCAGGUGCUGGGGAGCUUCUCCCCCGGGGGCAUGGUCGAGGUCCAGGUGUCCUUUUCCGAUCAAACCUUGGAUGAUGUUGGUUGUACCUCUCUGGGGAGUGCCCAUGGGGUCGAGGGUGAACUCUCAACGAAGGAGACAGUUUGCAGUCUGCAUACCACCACGGCGCACCAUGUCCCGUCCUCUGUCAGAGAGCCGCUCGGCCAGCAUGGAGUGGUGGUCAGCUCCCCUUCCAUGCUGGGGCAGGUGGAAGUCAUUCUGCAGCAGUCGGUGGGAACAGGGAGGGGCACUGAGGCUGUGGGAGGCCCCAGGGUCAGUGAAAGUGUUGGCUCUCAAAGUGAAGAAGAAGAAGAAGAAGGAGGAGGAGGAGGGCACAGCGGGGGUGUUCCUGGGUCUUUUACGGUCUCAUUCGAUGUUCCCUCAGAGGAGGGGGCUCCAGCAGAAGAGCAGGACUCUGAUUCGGAGGGGGAUCAAGACAAACCCAACAAGCAUCGUGCACGGCACGCCAGACUCAGGCGUAGUGAGAGUCUGUCUGAGAAACAGGUGAAGGAGGCGAAAUCCAAAUGUAAACGUAUCGCUCUCCUUCUUACGGCUGCCCCAUCCAACCCCAAUAACAAGGGGGUUUUGAUGUUCAAAAAGCAUCGUCAGAGGGCAAAGAAGUACACACUUGUGAGCUACGGCACUGGAGAAGACGAGCCAGAGUACAGCGACGACGAGGACGAGGAAAGCGGAGACGACAAACCACAAAUCCCCACUAUUGAAUUCACCCUUGAAGCUCCCAACGGCUCUAUAGACAAGCAUCUUCUUCCUAAUGCCAACAGUAGCAGGGGUGUGCUAACAUUAAACUGGGAUAAGGGCCUCCUUGAAAUUGAGAGGAACUUGAACAAUCAAACUGAGAUGGAAUGUUUGCCAGAAACCAAGGGAAAGGGUGCAGUGAUGUUUGCCCAGCGGCGUCAAAGGAUGGAUGAGAUAUCCGCAGAACAUGAAGAGCUUAGGCGACAAGGGAUUCCUGUGGAAAGUGUGCAAGAGACAGAAAAGAAGAUAUUGGAACACUCCUAUAUGCAGGCCUCAACAGAGGGACAUGCCUACAUGGAUGUAAACAUGCACCAACAAAGUCAACAAAAUUAUCAGCAAUAUCAGGAACAGCAAUAUUAUGAGCAACAGCAGAACUACCAGCAGCAGCAACAGUACCAACAACAGUAUCAUCAACAGCAGCAACAGCAGUAUGAACAAAGUCAGUAUCAGCAACAGCAAAUUCAUCAGCAGCAGCAAAUUCAUCAGCAACAAGCAUACCAUCAAGAACAACAACACAUGCAGCAAUACUCUUCAAACAUCAACGGCACAGUCCAGCAUCAGAUGAAUGAAAUGCAGAGUUCUUUGAGCAAUCGCACUGCAAAGCCUUUCUCAGUUGGAAACAUGGCCGCUACUCCUUUCACUCUUGCAAUGAGUGGCACCAGUCAAGAUUCUGCGGGGCAAGGGGAGCAGAUAGCUUCCCGUGAUGAACGCAUCUCUACUCCUGCUAUUAAAACAGGGUUUUUGUCAGAUGCAAGGAAGAGGGGCACCGGCAAGCCUAUGUUUACAUUUAAGGAAGCCCCAAAGGUGUCACCUAACCCAGCAUUGCUGAACCUGCUCAACAGGAAUGAUAAAAAGGGUUUUGAGUCAGGACCUGAGGAGGACUACCUUAGUCUUGGAGCUGAGGCUUGUAAUUUCCUCCAGUCACAAAGACUUAAACACAAAAAUCCUCCACCAGUUGCUCCAAAGCCUGUGAUCAAUCCCAACUGUCCUCCUUGGUCCCCACAGAUGGAAGCGGCCACCCAGGACAUGCCUCAGUGUGCUGAAAAUAGUCUAUCCACACCUGCUGUAGCCCCCACCGCUGAGGCAAUUCCGACACCAGAACUAGAGCCAACCCCUGCCCCCGCACCUGCCCCAGAGCCCUCUCCCCCUCCUGCACCCCAGGAAACUCCCGCCAGCACAAUGGCAGAACAGCACACAUGGACUCCCCCAGAGCCUGAGUCUCAACAGCAGCCUCUACAAGCACCAGCUCAGGAGGCAAAUGGUCAUUUGAGUUCAACUCUGCAGCCCGAGCCUUCUCCUGUGACUUCUUGGGGUGAAAGUCAAGCUCAAGUUCAACAACAGUCAUCUUCCAGUUCUUGGCAGCAAGCUCAAGUGCAGCCCCAAGACCCACCUCCAAGACAGUCCCCAACACAGCCACCUUGGGUAACGCGCCAGUCUUCUCAGAACCAAGCACAGCUUCAACAGCCUACAAAUACCUGGAACCCACAAAUUCAGCCAUCAUGGGCUGAGCCUCGAGCGCAACUACAGCCUCAGUCACAGGUUCAACCAUCUUGGACACACCCUAAUGAGCAGCAACACCUGCAACAAAUACAGCCUACUUGGGGUCAAACUCAAGAACCAAUGCAGCAGCAACCCCAAAGCCCAUGGACACAGCAAUCACAAACAGACUCUCAACCACAACCACCAUGGGUAGAACAACCCCAGAAAAAAGCCCAAGCACAACCUCCUUGGGUCCAACAAGUCCAACCAGAGUCCCAGCCCCAACCACAAUGGGUCCAGCAACCACAGCAUCAGCCUCUGCCACAAUCAUGGUCACAAGCCCAAGCACCAGGUCAACCUCAACCUCCUUGGGUGACAGCUCAGCCUCAACAACAGCAGCAACCUUCAAUAAACGCAUGGCCUCCAACACAACCACAAGCUCAAGCUCAUGCUCAGCCACCUUGGAUCCAAGGAUCACAAGCACAACCUCAAGCACAUUCUCAAGCACAGCCUCAAGCCAGCUUAAAUCCAUGGGCACCAGUACCUGCCCAGGCUCAAUCGCAACCUCCGUGGGCUCAACCCCCUCCAGAACAUGGCCAGCAUUCUUGGGGCCAAGAACAAGCUCAGGCCCAGAGUCAGCCACCUUGGGUUCAACCAGCUCCACACCAGCCUACACAACAGUCAAACUGGCAACAGCCCACGUCAAACACUCCACCACAACCACCAAUGAAUACAUGGUCCCCAGCUCAAGCACAGCCCCAGACGUCUGUGAAUACUUGGACACCUUCGUCACAGCAAACACCUGUCAGUGUUCCAACCCCAAAUAUUCAACCUUCGCCAAAACCUUGGCAAGCACCUCAAAAUGCCCCACAAAACAGGGUUCCUCCUCCACCACCACAGCGAUUGCACUCUUUUACUGUUGGUCAAAGAGUUUCAUCUCCUGUCAACCCAAUGGCCACCGUCUUAAACCCAUCAUCUGCAGGCCCUGCUUUUGAAAUGCCAGUCGUCCGAGGGAAAGGAGCUGAUAUGUUCGCCAAAAGGCAGUCUCGCAUGGAGAAGUUUGUUGUCGACUCUGAGACUGUGGAAGCAAACAAGGCAAGCCGUUCAACGUCGCCAGCUGCUUCCUUACCGAAUGAGUGGAAAUAUACUCCAAAUGUACGUGCUCCACCUCCACGAGCAUAUAAUCCUAUCCAGUCACCAUCUUAUCCCCCAGGAGCAACAAAGCAGCCUCCUUCAAGUAGCCCUUCAACCAAAGCAAAGAAAAACAAAGAGAAACAGAAGCCUGCCCCUAAACCCCUUAAUGUUAUAGAUGUUAUGAAACACCAACCCUAUCAGCUCAAUUCUUCACUCUUUAUAUUUGGCCCAGAGGCUGCCAAGCCUCCUGCACCCAAACCAAGCUCACCUCCAAAUCCACCUUGUGAUAAUCAACCAGUUGAAUAUGAGCAAAUGGCACCCGUCCAGCCUACUGGACCAUUUAGUGGCCCGUACCCUCAACAAGGCUAUGGCAUGCCAAUGCAGCCCAUGAUGCACGAUGGGCACUAUCAGCAAAACCAGCCUAAUAUUUACCCCAACCCAAAUCCUUAUCAGCAGCCUCCUGGUGUUCCAUACCAGCAAGCGUAUAACCAACCUUAUCAACAACCGGCUCCUCCAGCUUAUCAUCCCCAAGCCCCUCAGUCCCCAAAUGGUCUUUACCAACACCCGCAGGCAUUACAGGCUGCUUACCAGCCAGCCCAAAGUCCUCCCUAUCUUGCAACUCCCUCCGUACCUUACCAGCCACAGCCCUCCAGUAACUAUGUCGCUCCUAGUUUCCCUGUGGCUGCGAGGCCCGACUCUGCAUCUGGUGGUAACACUGCAGCUGCUGCUCCAAAGCCUAAGUUCACAGCUAAAAAGAGCUCAGCUCAGGUGUGGAAGCCCACAGCAGCUGAUAAAGAGUGAUUCUCAUAGAAUCAUGACUUGCCACCUUGAAUCAAAGGGUUUGUGCUCCUAAGGUCUGCUGACACGUGGAUUAUUUUGAGCCCAUUAAGUUUUUUCUUGCGGUGACUAUGUGCUCUGAUUAGUUUUAUUGAACAGAGUUUAUCUUUUUUGAAAGCCAGACUAAAAGGCAUCACUGGCACAUUUAAAAUUGAUAUAGGAUGUAAGUAUAUUUAUUCUAACAUUAAAAGAGUGGAUUGCUAAGACUUUUAUUGAAAUUUUUGCAAAUUUAUUGAAAAUAUUCUAAAGUUGAUGGUUCGGAUGAAUGUAGGGAAGCAUAGAACUCAUUAUGGAAAGAAAGACGAGUGGAAAAAAUAGAAAUUAAAAGAAGCGUACUUGAUGGAUAAAAUGGAAGUUGAUUUUAUUUUUUAGAAAGAAGAAAAUAUUAAAUAGCUCCUUAUAUCAAAAGUCAGAAACGAAUAAGGACAAAGUAGCUACUGAAAUAUAUGUUUUUUAAAAGUUCUAUGAAGUUAUUGUUGAUUGUGGGAAGGUUGAUGGGGCUGUAAAAAUUCUGAUCAAACAGCUACAUUUUAGCUUAGUGAUGAUGUAGGAAGUGAGUUUUGGCCCAUUUUUAGGACAUAAAUUAUAGAAGUUCUGUUUGAAACAGGGAACUGCUCGCCUGUUUGAACACACAAUGUUUGACUAGUAUUUUUUCUUCAGUGCCUUUCUUGACUUUUAUUUUCAUAUCUCCUACUUAAGCGGGUUAGUUUUAUUUUAAGCUUUUUACCAGCUGUUGCAUCAUGUUAGGCACUAUAUUUAAACUGCCUCAUGAGAGGGAGUACUGAGGUCCAGACCGUCAGCUUAAAUUUCAACUCAAGCCAGUAAAAGUUACUACCUUUAAGGCCUUCAUACUUUUAUCUUCCUGAAUAAAGCAUAAAGCCCAUAUCGAUGCUGGGACAUUUUUCAUGGCUCUUUUACUGAUACUGAUGUUGUAUGUAUAUGGACAAAUAAGAUUUAUGGAAAGUAUAACCAACCUGGAAAAAUAUAUUUUUGGUACAGGGCUACUUUUAUUCUUUGUGUUUUUUUUCCCCUUCCUUUCCCUUUUUCUUUGUGUGUUUCUUUCUAUAGUGCACUUUCUGUAUCAUUCACUGCAGUGCCAUUAAACUGUCUUUCAUCCUUGUUUGGUUUUCUUUCUUUUGUCCUUUAAAGCAUGCUUUCAGGGUUUCUUCUAUUUUCUGUCUCCUUUCAUCCUGCUGAAUUUCACUACUUCUGCACACGUACCUGAAGUGCUGACAGUUAUUGUAUAUCAGCCCUUCACGUAACACUUUUGUCAAUUUUUUUUUACACUCGCAGGUUCAAAACAAAAUCAGUUUUCAGCAGUAAAAUUAGAAACUGUCCAUACUCCAUAAAGAACAUGUCAGUUAUCAGCCAGGUACAACUCAUUCUCCAAAUGAGCUACUUUUCUAGCCGGUGAGGUGAGUGCUUGUCAAGCACAUUCCUGCAGAAUGACUACCUGAUGAUGCAUUUUUGAAGGGUAUUAUUAGAUUCCUGACUUUGUUGUGACCUCAUUGGUUAAUUCUGGACAUGGGAGAAGCAAGUGGGCCCCUUCCUGCUGAAAUGUAUAUCCAUGUUGUCAUGCAUUUUCCAAACGGGCAGUGAUUUGUUAAGUGGACGUUUUAAUAUCAAAUGGUGCUUUGAGUUGACAGAUUUUUUGCAGCUAUAUCUGGAGAAAAUCGAUCCCCCUCACGACGUCUUGGACUCAUUACGUCUUCAUUUCAUCCCUUCCUGUUUUUCAGUUUGCUCUCAUGACAGUUUCACAUUGUAAUGUUUUUCUUACUAAUUUGAUUUAAACACAUUUCUAAAUUCAAAGCUGUAUAUUUAUAUGUAUGCAUUUAUAGCACACAUAUUAAAGCUUCAUGGAGUGAUAAACAUGCGCUGACACAACAAAACAUCUAAAACUUAUUACUGUAUAUUAUUUCAGUUUUAAUCUGAAGAACGUAUAAGGCAGUGCGCUUUACAUAUAAAUAGGCCCUAUGACUCGCAAAUGCACUUUUUUAUGGACUUGUACCCCUGGCCAUGCCAUAAAUCUCCAUAAACAGGGCUGUAACAUGCCUGCUUAUGUGGCCUAUUUCCAACAUCUGUUCCUGAAUGAAAAUCUCUCUAUGCAAAACAUUAUGAGCACAAUUUAUAUUGCUCUGCAGCUUUUGUAAGAUAUACUGUGUGGUCUUCUGCUGAACUGGAGUUUGCAUUUACAUAAACAAUGCAGAAAUAGAAUCAUCUAGAGAAUCUGCUUAGUCUGAAUGAAAACAUGCCCUCAGAUUGUCUAGUCAUCUGCUCAUACAUUUAUCAAGGUAACACUGUUGAGAACAUUUGCAGGUUACCUAAUGCCUGAGUCAGCCAAAACUCAAGUCCUUUUUGAGUCAUCAAGCAUUUAUUCCUUUCAUGAAUGCACUCUGUUGUACUCUCUGUCACCUUUGCCUCAUUGCGCCAUAUGUUGAUGGUUCACAUCUUCCACCAGAUGAUGGCAGCACUGCCUUUCCUGCAUGUCAGCCAUUCUCAACAGACUAUUUCUCACAUUGGACACUACUUGAGCUGUUGCUUUUUUUCCCCCGCUCUUUGCAUUCUUGGUUUUCAAGGGAAGUCUUUUAGUCUUGAGCACUUUGCUCUUCUCGUGUUUUAGCUUAAUGUGUUGCUGUCCCACUAAGCAGAUCUCAUAAAAAGC